Lolium perenne is the source of this 1576-nucleotide messenger RNA. Its product is annotated as hydroxyproline O-arabinosyltransferase NOD3. Gene Ontology annotation, molecular function: glycosyltransferase activity. The record is from RefSeq and is a predicted model, not a curated record. NCBI's taxonomy places the organism in Eukaryota, Viridiplantae, Streptophyta, Magnoliopsida, Poales, Poaceae.
UAGUAAUUGUUAUUCCGACGAUGAUGGCUACCUCGCUUCCGUCGCAAGUCCCGACCACGUCCCUUUUCCAUAUAUCGCUCCCUCCUCGAUCCCAAAACCCCGCCGGAUUCCAAACCCACCCAAGAAAUUCUAGUUCUUGACGGGGAUGAACGCGCCGGCCAGGAAGGGCGCGGCCGGAGGGGGCCGCGGCCCGGUGCCGGCGCUGCUGCUGGUGGCGGCGGGGGUGCUCGCGUUCCUGAUCUCCUACAGCGUCCUCGCCACGGUGCUCCGCGGCGGCGGCGGCGCCGGCGGCGGCGGAGGAGGAAUAGUCGCGGGAGGGCGGGACCCGGUGGUGCGGAUGCCCGGGUGGAUGCGGAAGGCCGGCGGCGGGAGGGGGCGGAGGCGGCCCUUCCACGUCGCGCUCACGGCCACCGACGCCGCCUACAGCAGGUGGCAGUGCCGGGUCAUGUACUACUGGUACAAGCGGAUGCAGGCGCGGCCCGAGGGCGCCGACAUGGGCGGCUUCACCCGCGUGCUGCACUCCGGGAAGCCCGACGGACUCAUGGACGAGAUCCCCACCUUCGUCGUCGACCCACUCCCCGCCGGCAAGGACCGUGGUUAUGUCGUCCUAAACAGGCCAUGGGCAUUCGUACAAUGGCUGGAGAAGGCAAAGAUUGAAGAAGAGUACAUACUGAUGGCAGAACCAGAUCAUAUAUUUGUGAAACCCUUACCAAAUUUGGCUUAUGACAAUGACCCAGCGGCAUUCCCCUUCUUCUAUAUUACACCUUCUGAACACGAGAAAAUUAUCAGAAAAUACUACCCGAAAGAAAGAGGUCCCAUCACAAAUGUCGACCCUAUUGGGAAUUCCCCUGUAAUCAUUAAGAAGACACUGCUUGAGAAGAUUGCUCCCACAUGGAUGAAUGUAUCACUACAAAUGAAAGAGGAUCAAGAGACCGAUAAGGCUUUUGGAUGGGUUUUGGAAAUGUAUGCAUAUGCUGUUGCCAGUGCAUUGCAUGGGGUUCAACACAUCCUUCGUAAAGAUUUCAUGAUCCAGCCACCAUUUGAUAAGAAGCUAGGCAAUACAUUUAUUAUCCACUUCACCUAUGGAUGUGACUAUUCACUCAAGGGUGUACUGACUUAUGGAAUAAUUGGUGAGUGGAGAUUUGACAAAAGAUCGUACCAAGAUAGGCCACCGCCAAGAAAUCUUACAUUACCCCCUCCAGGAGUGCCAGAAAGUGUGGUUACACUGGUAAAAAUGGUCAACGAAGCUACUGCAAAUCUUCCCAGGUGGGAUGAAGGAUUAUAGGCUAUGGUGACGUCAAAUGUUGAUGAGCUCCCAUUCUGAUUAGCCCUUUAGGUGUAUACAUCACAAAUGAAAGAAGUAGAUAGAUUUUCCUUCAUACUUAGGCCCUGCUAGGAGGAAAGGAAUUUUCCUGUUCCCUACUGGAAUUAACUGCUUCCAGUGAAAGAUAUGAAAUUGAAAGAGAGUCUUACAGGCAAAGAAAGAAGAUAGCAGCCCAAAAAUUUCCAUUUAAAGUUACCUUGUAAUUUUCGGUGACUCGUAUUACUGCUUUAUGCGAGUGAUACUGUGCUUGCA